AUUAACAUACAAUCAUUUAUAGAUGAUGCCGAUUCGUUAAGGCGAAAGAGACAAAAACUUAAUAACAACUCAAGCUCGAUACUUUUCAAACAUGUAGCAGAAACUGAGAAGCGUGUCAGAAAUCAACCUAUUAGUUUUAAUAUCGUCAAAGCUGAACCGGCUGGCCGGAUAUCGCCAUUCGGAGGUCUGGCAAGUACAAGUGCGGGAAAUUUCAGUCUGCAAUCUGUAAGAUCGUCUUCACAACCGCAUGGUAGCAUGCAAGCCCUAAGGCCUCAGGUAUCUCCUGGGCGGACACCAUCCCCUAUGGAAUAUAGCACCUACAACCCGUCUCUCGUGCAACAGCAGUAUCAACCAAAUAUCCACCCAAUAAUGCCAAACGUGCCUGUGUCGACGGACGUACAGGCAUUUUCUUACAUAGACCAAUUGCAAUUGCAACCAGAACCUAAUUUAAUGAUGUUAAACAGAGUAACUUUAGGGACUCAAGAAGAAUCCCACCCAGCGAAUAAUAUUAGCAAUGCAGGAGCCCCGUGCCUUCUGGACAUGGAUAGUCAACAAUUCAAUUUUGACUGGAAUUCCGCUGAUCUCGCGGAUUUUGGGGCAAAUCUCUCUGCAAAUCUAUCGACUGGAUUAUCUAUAUCCGACUCUAUACAACCUGAAAUUGGGAGCAAUGUCGAAGAAAGAAACAGUAUGACCGAGCGCAUUACUUGGAUAAACCAAGAACUUUCUGCUUUGAAUAAGAUACUCAAACCUAAUCGAGAAAAUGAUGGCUGAGAACUUGAUUAAAAUUACUUAUCGAUUAAUAUUGCGUCUGAUGCCGAAGUGAUUAUAAAAAAUUGCAAUCGAGACUUGCAAUUGGCCUCAUCUGUAAUUUAUAUAUUACAAGUGCUCUCUCUCUCUCUCUCCAUUGCCUUUUUUUUAAAAGAAAAAAAAAUUAAUCGAGCUAUAAUUUCCGACAUAUAUAAAAUAAUAUUUCACGUAAAAAAAAUAUCAAGAGAGUGCGCAAGAGAUAAUUUUGCGUUUUGAUCGUUUCUACUCACAAUUUAUAUCUUUUUUGUAUAUACUCAAUUUAUAUCUUAUUUAUAAAAAUAUAAAAGAAAUUUACAAUAAUGAACAAAAAAUUCCAUAUAUUUGUUUAGACAAGUGUAACACGUGAUUUAAGUAUAUUAGUAUACUCAUCGAUGAAUGUUAGUUUAAACAACAACGUAACGGAAUCUUAAUAUUAAAUUAAUUGUGAUACGAUUUAUUUGAUAGUUAUUCUACGAGCAUUGUGUAUAUUAUCUACUCAGGAUAAGUUGUUCAGUCGGUCAUAGAGCUGAUGUUGGGCAAGAUAUCUAUAAUAUUUACUUGUCGACGUCACAAAUUGAAAUGUUAAGUUAAUUUGAGAUAAAACGAUUGAGAUAAUGUUGAAACGUGUGAUCAAAGUUCAUAGUUCGUAUUUCAUAAUAGAUUCUACGAUACUCUUAAUGCAAAUAUGAAUUCCGCGCGACAAGCAGAACAAAUUGUCGAGAUCAACUUUUCACGAGUUUAUAUGCAAUAAUUGUAAAUUUAAAUUAAAAGUAUAUUUGUACGAGCAAUUUUUCUCGUUUUUUUACACUUGUAUUAUUUCGCUUCACUUUUGUUCUUUCCCUUUUAUGCACAAUUACAAUUUUCUACAAAAAACUAUGUUUAUAAAUCUGUAUAUUUGUAAUAUAUAUGAUUAUAUGUUUAGAAAUAAUGUUUUGAUAUACUCGAAAAAAAGCGUACGAAAGGUAUUGAAAUUAGCGUACUCAAAAAAUUCAUCAAAGGAUGUUCCGUCCAGAUAUCUCUUUUUUAUGUACAUAUAUUUUGCAGUUUUUUAAAUUUAAGAAUAUCAUGUAUGUAGAAGAGGACAUGUAUGUGGAAUUAUCUAUCAUUUUAUUAGAUUAAGUAAAUAUAUGGUAAUAUGUGCAAUAA
Camponotus floridanus (Florida carpenter ant) is the source of this 1932-nucleotide messenger RNA. RefSeq lists its product as uncharacterized. The transcript has 5 exons. The annotation marks the transcript as partial. The record is from RefSeq and is a predicted model, not a curated record. Lineage: Eukaryota; Metazoa; Arthropoda; Insecta; Hymenoptera; Formicidae.